Molecule: messenger RNA, 265 nt
Organism: Paramecium pentaurelia
Lineage: Eukaryota; Ciliophora; Oligohymenophorea; Peniculida; Parameciidae
Source: the annotation of a GenBank genome assembly
AUGGCAGAAAGAAACAUAAGCUAAAAUUCAAUUGACUCUGAUAAGCUAAAAUUUGAUAUAAAUGCACGAAACUCCUAAGAAGUGACAAAAGAAUAUGGAUCAAUUAGGCCAUACAAUUAUAAUUGUAAUUAGUUAAUAUUAAUAUAAAGGCUAAUUAGAUUAAUAUAAUGUGAAAUUAUGUGGAGUAGUAUUUGAUGCUAUAGGGCAACCAGAUUUCUUCUUGAAGAAUGAUAAUUUGGAAACCAAAAUCGACACUCUAGAAUGA